This is a messenger RNA of Sander lucioperca (pikeperch), 2956 nucleotides long. RefSeq names its product CBL-interacting serine/threonine-protein kinase 21. Gene Ontology annotation, biological process: peptidyl-serine phosphorylation; protein autophosphorylation; autophagosome organization. The record is from RefSeq and is a predicted model, not a curated record. NCBI's taxonomy places the organism in Eukaryota, Metazoa, Chordata, Actinopteri, Perciformes, Percidae. Gene Ontology annotation, cellular component: cytoplasm; autophagosome. The coding region runs from base 139 to 1665 and encodes 508 amino acids. The transcript has 5 exons. Gene Ontology annotation, molecular function: protein serine/threonine kinase activity; ATP binding.
CCUGCAGCACCUAGGCGUGUCUGUUUUGCUGAAGGCCAAGAAGGCGUGGCACAGGUAUAAAGAGACUCAACAAGUCAUGUUCCGACCUGACGCAGCUGCUUUCCCUCUACAGCUAAAAGUUGUCCCAACGUGGCCCUCAUGGCGUACUCCACCAGCACUAUCGCACAGGGCUGUUUUGGGAAGGUGUACAAGGAGAAGUACAACGAUACCUGGGCUGCUGUAAAGAAGGUCCCCCAUAAUCUCAUCAGUAAGAAGGACCUGGAGAGGGAGUGUGAAGUGUACAACAAGGCAAAUCAUCCCAACAUAGUGAAGCUUCUGGGCAACAUAAAUCUCCGAGACGGAAAAUGGAUUAUUCCUCUAGAGUUUAUCUUUGGCGAGGACUUAGAGACCACCAUCUUCAAAACAUCAAAGUCUAAAAUACAGCUGACUCCGUCUAUUAAGGGCACUAUCAUCAUCGGCAUGUGUGAAGGGCUGCUUCACCUCCACUCCAAAGAUGUUGUCCAUCAAGACCUCAAGCCUGAAAACAUCAUGGUGGAACAUAACACAAACAGAGCUGUCAUCAUCGACCUGGGACUGGCCAAGUUCUUCCGAUAUGGUCUCAACUCUGCUGUUAACAUGGGGAACGAGGCCUACUCAGCCCCCGAGGUGCUGCAGGAGCGCGGGCAGAGGGACCAGCGCUCAGAUGUGUGGGCCAUGGGUAAGAUCAUCGCCGAGCUCUGUGCCCGGGUUCGCCUGUACACGCCCACUGUCUGUCCCGCCAAGAUCAAGGAAACCCUGCUGGAUCAGCCGUACUGCCAUGCCGUGUGUAGGAUGGUAGAGACUGACCCUACUCUGAGGGCCUCCAUGGGUGGGGUCAUAAGUGAAAUACGAAAGGCUGGAAGUGCAGGCAUCGUCCCCAGUGCACCCGUUCAAAAAGAUCACCUUAAGCCACCUGCAUCUCAAAUUAAUGUCAGAAACCUCUCUCCAUCACCUGUGAAUAGAGAUCCAUCUCCAGAGAACAGAAAUCCAUCGCCAAUGAACAGGGCUCCAUCCCCGUUUAACAGGGACCCAUCACCAAUGAACAGGGCUCCAUCCCCGUUUAACAGGGACCCAUUGCCAAUAAAAAAGGCUCCAUCCCCGUUUGACAGGGGCCCAUCACCAAUGAACAAGGCUCCAUCGCCGUUUGACAGGGACCCAUCACCAAUGAACAAGGCUCCAUCCCCGUUUAACAGGGACCCAUUGCCAAUAAAAAAGGCUCCAUCGCCGUUUGACAGGGACCCAUUGCCAAUGAACAAGGCUCCAUCCCCGUUUAACAGGGACCCAUUGCCAAUGAACAAGGCUCCAUCGCCGCUGAAAUGGGAGUGUUCACCCAGACCAGACUUCAAAGCUUUGAAUCCACAAGCUGCAAUGCACCUCUCUCCUUCCCCUCAGAGGACAGAGGACAUAAACAAACACCAGGCUCUGGUCCCAGCAGGCAGAACCGAGCUCACGCAAGACUUCAUGAAGAUGAAGUUGUACCAAGAGGCUGCCAAGGAUCUGCCCUGCAACCUGCCAACAACAGGGAGGGUGGUGAUUCGGCACUUUGAGGAGAAAAAUGGGGAGGUUGAAACAUGGCAGCAGAAGGAGGUGGUGACUCGUGAUGGGAAGAUAGUCGAGUUCAAUGACAUCAAGUUUAAUGGCAAGUAAGAAUAAGAGUUUGAGGACUUUAUCUCCUUAAAAAGGAUUGCAUGUGCUGGUUAAAUGGUUAGUUCAGGGUCACCUAACUUUUGGUAUCUUCUUAAAAGAGCAUGUAAAACACAUUUCACUGAGCUAAAGCAUCAACUGAGAUUAAUUUACAGUGGGCACCUGUUUUUACACACACAUAAAAUGGAUUUGAAACCUGUUACAAACUUGGAAAUACAGUAUGCCUGUGCCAGUUUGAAGCGGUAAUAAGAGGACAUCUUGAAUGCUUUGGUUGUGCUGUAACAUGUUUUUUUUUCAGCCAUGUUGAUUGAUAGCUCAUUUUAUUGCCAAGAAAGAAAUAUCUGCAGGCACGAACAGCCAUCUGUGAAUGUCUUUCAGCAUCUGAAUGCAUAUGACUGUGAACAUGGGUCAUACAUUAGGUGAAUGUUUAUGUAUAUAAUACAUUCUGAAAUCUCAAUUGCAGAGAUAGAUUUUGUUUCUUUGGGAUGCUUUAUGCUCAUAUUUAAUACAUCAUGUUUCAUUAGAUUAGCUUGAUCUGUUUUAAUAAUCAGAAAAUCUGAGCAAGUAAAGAAAAGAUGCACACACUAUAGUUGAUGGUUAUAAACAAAAGCAGCAACUAAAAUCAGAAUCAGACAAGAUUCUGAACAGCAGCUGAACAGAUCUUGUUUUUUCCACUUAAGAAAUAUAACUAAACUGAAAUCUGCUUAUACAUGCUUUCAUCUUAUCUCGCAUUGACUACUGUAAUGAAUUUUUCUUCUCACUUAGUAGGCGAUGUCUGCUUUUGAUCACCUUCAGUAGGCUAAAUCCAGAAUGCUGUUACAAGGCUACUCACUAGGUCAAAUAGACAGUCUCACAUUAGCCCUGUUCUUAAGUCUCUUCACUGGCUCUCACUCUCAUACAGUAGGCCAUUGCACGGUCAGGCAGGUGCAUUAUGUGGCUGAACUACUCUCUUGGUCUAAUAUGUUAAGUUAAAUGUCUGUCCCACGCACCCGGGUUAGGGCCCAUGGUAAUCGAUCUUUUGAUUCCGUAGCACUUAGGAUUUGGACUGCUCUGCCCCCACCCUAACGCUUUGCUCUUUCUGUGGAUUAUUUUAAAAAUCAGAUAAAGACCUAUGGCUACCUAUUUGGAUGGGUGUUUGGUUGAAAUGUCUGCACUUUGUGUAAUAUGUAAUUUUAAUUGUGUAUUGUGUUUUUAUUAUGUAUGUUUAUAGGCUAUGUUUUUAUGCCCCAGUAAAGCACUCUGUGAUUUACCUGUGAAAAGUGCUUCAUAAAUAAACGUUACUUACUUAAUAUAA